Molecule: messenger RNA, 1113 nt
Organism: Lithohypha guttulata
Lineage: Eukaryota; Fungi; Ascomycota; Eurotiomycetes; Chaetothyriales; Trichomeriaceae
Exons: 2
Coding region: 1-1113 (370 amino acids)
Source: RefSeq, a predicted model, not a curated record
AUGGCAUUCGUCGAGCUAGCUCCAGAGCUGGUACACCAGAUUUACAAUACACUUUACAGCAUCAACGACGUGAUAAACCUGUCUCUCACUUGUCGCCAUUUCAACGUACUCCUCAAGCACAGCCAAAAGCUACCCACUUUGUUCGCAGCUGCCGAGCGUGAAUUUGGUCCUUUAGAAGAUGUCGCACAGCUUGUUACCUUUAAUGCUUCGCAGCCAGCACACAUAAAGCGUCACCCACAACAAAACUAUGCCCUGCUAAGACAAAUGAUUAAGAUUGGAGGUGUUGCUCAAAAGUGUGCGGACAUUUUCCCAGAAAGACGAUGGCAGGACAACUAUCUUGAACGACGAACACUUUCCAACGAUGAGGUGUGGAGAUUAAGGCGAGCAGUCUACAGAUACUGGCUGUACUGUGAAGCUUUCCAAGGUCGAGGCAAUUCGAGGAGUAUGCGCAUGCUGCCAUAUAUGGUGGAAGAAAGAGCACAAUUACUACGAACUUGGACUACAGAAGAACUAAGCGAGAUUGAGGACGUGCGGCUUGUGCUUGAGGAUCUUGUCUCACUUGAACUUUGUCCUACCCACGGCGCUGCACAACGAGAAUUCAACCAGCACUGCGAUUUUGCUGAAGUACGCCAAACCCACCAGAACGUCUACACUCACCGAUCGUGGAACUCCUGGCCACCUGAUUCAUUUACCUCUCAACUGCUGUCCACCAAUAUUUUCCACAACUACCGCGACGAACAAAUCCUGAGCAGGCAUCUCGAUUUACCUGUUCCUCAGCGCAGGAAGCUCGAAAUGAUGGGCUGGGGCGACGAGAUCUCGCAGUAUUAUGUCGUGCAAUCUAUGAUGAAGCUGAAUCCAGCUCAAAUCAUGUACUUGUACGAACAUACUACACGGAAACAGGACAUUGAGCGCUGGCUAGCAGAACAUAUCGGCGAAGAAUGGUUCUGGGAUAACGGGCAGACAUGGCUUGAUACCUGGAACCUGGUACUGUACAAAAGAGGCCUGGAUCCCGAAUGGUUACAACUCGAAAUUCAAGAAGGCAGAGCAGGAGUUACAAACAAGGCAGGAUCGUCCGACCAGCAUAUUGAGCAGAAUCACCAGUGUCUGUACUAA